Messenger RNA from Eucalyptus grandis, 1591 nucleotides. RefSeq names its product protein SENSITIVE TO PROTON RHIZOTOXICITY 2. Lineage: Eukaryota; Viridiplantae; Streptophyta; Magnoliopsida; Myrtales; Myrtaceae. The record is from RefSeq and is a predicted model, not a curated record. Gene Ontology annotation, biological process: response to aluminum ion; response to acidic pH.
AUGCAGAUGAUUCAAGGCGAUUAUAAUCAAGCAGGCCAUGUCGUGGCGUCUAGUUCGGAAGGGGCGCUGCCGGCUUCCUCAGCAGAAGCCCACUUGAGCUCUCUGCUUUACAACCUCUCUCUUCUCAAGGACAAGGUUCAUCAGGUCCGGUCGCUGGUCGCCAUCCUGGUCGGGUCCGGUCGAGGCCAGCCUGAGUCAACGCCCUUGGCCUUGGCCAGCAUCGGAAGCCUGAUUCAAGAGAUCAUAGGGACUGCAACUUCCAUGAUGUUCUUUUGCCAACAGAUGACCCUUCUCAGUCCGCGACACCUUCAGGUACUACUACCAAUAACGAUAACAACAACCAUCCUCUCGUUCAUGAGCAGAGCUCUCUUGAUUGGUAUGGCGCAAGUAGCUUUAUCAAUUACAACGGCAAGAAUGAAAGCCAACGUUCGAAGUAUAGUGAAAAAUGGAGGGCCGGAUCAAGAAAUGAGAGAAUCGCCUCAGGUGGGUCACCAGAAAGAUGAGAAGCCACGAGCUCACCACACGCUGAGCGGCAAUAGUUAUGAUAUUAUCGAACUGAACGCGGAAGAUUUGUUGGCGAAGUAGCACUACUGCCAAAUCUGCGGGAAAGGGUUUAAGCGGGACGCGAACCUGCGAAUGCACAUAGCUCACGGGGACGAGUACAAAACCAGCGCCGCUCUAAGCAACCCCGAAGAAUACAGUUUGAGGCCGAAGAAGUACUCGUGCCCGCAAGAGGGUUGCCGGUGGACGAAGCACCCCAAGUUCCAGCCUCUGAAGUCCAUGAUCUGCAUCAAGAACCACUACAAGAGGAGCCACUGCCCCAAGAUGUUCGUGUGCAAGAGGUGCAACCGGAAGCAGUUCUCGGUGCUGUCUGAUCUGAGGACGCAUGAGAAGCACUGCGGGGACGCCAAGUGGCAGUGCAGCUGCGCCACCUUCUCGAGGAAGGACAAGCUCAUGGGCCACGUCGCUUUGUUCGUCGGCCACUCACCGGCCUCAUCGGUCGACCUGAUGAACCCGGCAAGACUAGUUCAGCAGAAAGUUACCCACCAUCAUGCAGUUACAUGGUAUUGCUUAUGAUAGGGGAUGAGGGUUGGCAGGUGUAGACAUGUAGCGGAGUCAUCUGACCUAGGCACACGAGCAUCUUCACACGAGCAUCUUCCGUCGGCAAAAGAAGGGCCGGAACUGAUGCAGCAAACAGUUCAUACGUGCACAAGAUCAUCGGACACGCGGUGAUUGGCGUUACUUCUUCUGCAAGGAUAAAAUUAACCUGUAGAUAGCAGUUUUCUGGUGUUUGGGACUUUAGCGCAUGAAAUGAUGCGGGGCAGCAUAUCCCAUGUUAUCAUCUCUGGAAGUGAGAUCGUUGAUGUCGCCGACGAUCAACCGUUAUGUUUUUGUCUGUAGUUUGCAAGAAACAAUGUAAGAUUCCUGUUAGCUGUGCUUGAGGGCAUGAUGCCUCUGGGAUCUCAUGUAACAUAUGAACUUCACUUUAGUUCUCUUUUCUGUCUUUUGGGAAGAGCCAAGGUGCAAGAGUAGAAUAUCAUAUGCAUGUUGAUUUACCAACUUCUUCCCUACCCAAUUUGAAUUUCCUCCA